Messenger RNA from Rosa chinensis, 1311 nucleotides. Its product is annotated as sphinganine C4-monooxygenase 2. Bases 1 to 1311 code for a protein of 436 amino acids. Gene Ontology annotation, biological process: lipid biosynthetic process. Gene Ontology annotation, molecular function: oxidoreductase activity; iron ion binding. NCBI's taxonomy places the organism in Eukaryota, Viridiplantae, Streptophyta, Magnoliopsida, Rosales, Rosaceae. The record is from RefSeq and is a predicted model, not a curated record. The transcript has 6 exons.
AUGGGGUCGCAGCUAUCGAGUACGGUUCAGUCCGUCCCUCCUGUCUCUUUGUUUCUCUCAUUGACGUCGAGAUCAGGGGCUUCUCCUUCUCAAUUUGGUUCGCAUCGAGGUUUGAGGUUGAACUUCGUUCGGCUGCCAACUGAACUGGUGUUUACUGGUGAUUGGAAGAUUUGGGAUCCUGGGCGGUUCACGGAUUUGUCUGAGCCAGGAUUGGAUCAGGUUUUGAUCCGGGCCAAGGAGGACUGUGCCGGUGAAAGUGUUUGGCGUUGUGGUGAUGAGGGUAGGAUCAGCCUUCUCCGGUGGAAUUCAGACUGGGAUAUCGGUGCGGCUCCUUGGAUCAGUGGUGUUUGGGUGCUGAGGCUCUCAGGUGCCCGGAGAGGAGCUGAUGCUAGGGUGCCCAUGAGCUUGGGUGCCCUAAUCAGAUUCAAAUGGGCUUGGGCUUUUGUCAAGGUUGCUUUGGCAGACCUGACUUUGAUCCGGCUUAGAGGCUUUGCAAAAGCAGAACUAGAUCGUUAUAAGCCUAUACUGAUGGGAAUAGCUUCUGAUGAAAUUCUGGGGAUGUUUAUCCCCAUAAUACUGUACUGGCUUUACGCUGCCGUAAUAAUAUCCAUUGAAAAAUUAGUCCCCAAGUAUAAACUGCGAAGCUCAGAGGAGCAAGACAAGAGAAACCACCUCGUCUCCAAAGGGACAGUAAUCAAAGGUGUUGUCCUCCAGCAAGCACUGCAGGCUUGCACUGCCACACUCUUGUAUAUUCUGACAAACCGUGACAAUGAUGCUGCUGCUUCUGUGACUACUUCUACUACAGGUUAUUAUUUCAUUAUAUGCAUAGAGAGGAGGUUUCUGAUAGCUAUGGUGGUGAUGAACACAUGGCAGUACUUCAUGCACAGAUAUAUGCAUGAGAACAAGUUUCUUUACAAGCACGUCCACUCCCAGCAUCACAGGCUGGUGGCUCCGUAUGCAUAUGGUGCACUGUACAACCACCCGUUGGAGGGUCUUCUCGUGGAUACCAUGGCGGGAGCCGUCAGCUUCUUGGUCUCUGGGAUGUCUCCGCGGACUUCGAUUUUCUUCUUCUCCUUUGCAACCAUCAAAGCAGUGGACGACCACUCCGGCCUAUUUAACUUUCCAUGGCACCCGUUUCACGUCUUAUUCGAAAACAAUAGCCUGUAUCAUGAUUUGCACCAUCAGCCUUCUGGGAUAAAGUAUAACUACUCCCGGCCAUUCUUCGUUUUUUGGGAUAAGAUACUCGGUACCUAUCACAUGCCAAUGAUCCCACCAUCUUAUGAAGACGCCAUAUGGACCGUCACGAAAUAA